UGUUAAGGAGUGUGUUAUAUUGUGUGACGUCAUACGUAUGAUGGUGUGGGGCGAGUGUUGAAUAUUUGUUUUACCUGGGAUACAUAAACAGUUGUGGGUAUACUUUAUUUUGGAACGAUGGUUCACCAUUAUUCGGUGUUAAUGUGCAUAGGAGUAGACUGAAAAGUGAGUUUCAGAAGGAGCAUCGUUCCAUACGUUAAGGAUGGCAUGUUUGCUGGCUGGUCGCUAUAUAGCUCUCUGUUGUGGCCGUCGGUCUUCAGGUGUCUAUGUAACCACACGGUGUUGGCAGCAGAGCUAUGCAGCCUGCGCACCGACACAGGGAGAAUCAUUCAAUGGACCCAAAUCUUCAGUAGUGCCAAUAUUUCGACAUGCGCCGCAGUUCAGUGAUCGUAUUGCUUUGCGGGACCGUCAUGGCGAUUACACAUAUCGUGGAAUAUUCCUCAGCAGUCGUCAGUUUGCUGGAGAAAUAUCCAAUUACUUGGCUGGUAGAAAGCAAGAGAGAGUUGCAUUCCUCUGCCCUAAUGAUGCAUCAUACAUCAUUGUUCAGUGGGCAUGUUGGAUGAGUGGUCAGAUAGCUGUUCCAAUGAUGGCCGAUCAUCCUAGUCCUGUCUGGGAACACUACAUUAGCAAUAGUGAGGCCAGUUUGGUUGUCACAACUACAGAAUAUGCUGACAGUCUUCAGAAGGUGGCAGUCAAGGCUGGGGCUCAGUUACUGGUAUUAGAUGAAGCUCUUCGUGUCCUGGCUAUGAAGGCAGCCUCCAAGUCUACACUGUUGGCUGCAAAACCAGAACCAUCUCCAUGGGAUGAGGCUCAGCCACUGGAAGGGGGACUAGACCCUCAGUUCUACAAUGAUAAUGACGCAAUGAUCAUCUAUACCUCUGGGACAACUGGACCACCCAAAGGUGCUAUUAUUACUCAUGCAAACAUACAUGCCCAGAUAUCUUCACUUGUUGAAGCCUGGGGAUGGACAGAGAAGGAUAUUGUACUGCACACAUUACCUCUGCAUCAUAUACAUGGGAUUGUGAAUGUUCUCAUGUGUCCUCUUGCAGUUGGUGGCAGGUGUGUAAUGCUUCCCAAAUUUGAGGCUGCUCGUGUAUGGAGUUACCUCCUAGCAAUAAACAUGCCAGCGAAUGAACGAGUGAAUGUGUAUAUGGCAGUUCCCACUAUAUAUAUGAAACUGGUAGAAGAGUAUGAUCGUAUUUUUACCAAGAAUGCGCGGAUGCAGGAGUACAUACGAACAGUGUGUACACAAAAAAUAAGGCUGAUGGUGAGUGGUUCAUCUCCUUUGCCAUCUCCACUGUUUGAAUGCUGGGAGGAAAUCACUGGACACAGGCUUCUAGAGCGAUACGGAAUGACAGAAACUGGAAUGGUUCUGUCCAACCCCCUGAAAGGUGUUCGGAAACCAGGUUAUGUAGGAACUCCACUGCCAGGAGUGCAGGUACAGAUUGCCAAAACUCUUCAGAAUCAAGAAUUUGAAGUACAAGUUGAGGACUCUGCUGCACGAGGAACAACCACUCCCUCCAGAAAGUACAUGAGCGGUGAAUUGCAUGUGAAGGGUCCAAAUGUUUUUAAGGGUUAUUGGAAGAACUCCAAAGCAACACAGGAAGUAUUCACACAUGAUGGAUGGUUCAAAACAGGUGACACAGCUCGUUAUGAUGAUGAUGGGACGUACAAGAUUCUUGGUCGAACAUCUGUGGAUAUCAUCAAGACUGGUGGCUAUAAGGUUAGCGCAGUGGAAAUAGAGACACACAUCCUAGGACAUCCAGACAUUGUAGACUGCUCUGUGGUUGGUCUGCCAGACAUCACAUGGGGACAAAAGGUGGCAGCAGUGGUUGUUCCAAGAAGUGGUAAGGAGGUCAUUCUGUCCAAACUUCGAGAGUGGUCCAAAGAACGGAUGGCACCAUAUGCAAUUCCAACUGUGCUUAGAGUAGUGGAGAAGUUGCCCAAGAACACAAUGGGCAAAGUUAACAAGAGAGAUCUUCUGAAGGCAGUGUUUCCAGAGGCAGAACUGCGUGCAUGAAUUAGAUUUAAGUAGCAGCAUUCGUUUUCCAGUUUUUCGUACCCAAGAUAAAGGCAACCAAGUAUUGAGACUUUACUGCACAUCUUCAUUCCCAUUGUCUUGGAGUGCCUUGUACCUUGAAGUUUUGAAAGUUAUUAUAAUGCAAGAGAAAGACCAUAUGGGGAAAAUUUAGAGUUUGUAAAACGUUUCCAAAGAGCUUUUACAGUGUGUCACUAAUUUAUAUUAUACAUGAAUUUGUAAUGUGUUGACUAUCCCAUUAAUGUUACUGAAUUGCUUUAUUAUAUAAAAUCCUUUGUUUUAUACUUCAACUGCCCACUGUUCGCAACUGAAUAUAACCAGUGUUAUCCAUACUGAAAACAGUGUCAUAAUUUGGAGAUGAAGCUUACAGUUUUAAAAUGUUGCCAACCUAUAUGCAUCAUUCUUGUAUAUGGAAGAUAGGUGUAAAACACAGGCUGGAACCACUGAGUGGCACUGUACAUCCAUGGUGGAGUUCGGAGUUGUUGCUUUUUUGUAUCAGGUGUUGGUGACUAUGUUAUAACAUUUUGCCACUGACAGCAGAUGCUUAAUAACCCAACUCUUCAGAGAAUUUGAGAUCAAUUACAGCAAGAGGAUGAUAAAAUUUACAUUGUGGUAUUCCAACACAUAGAAUUACUUUGAAAGUUAUAAUAAUUGAGACUAGAAUACAUUACAUUGAUAUUAAAUUUGCAUAAAUUUGUAUGUCAAUGUUUCUUUAUGACUGAUGCAUUUAAAGGUUAGGAUUUCUCUCUAGUGACUUGUUUCUUGUUUGUGUUGUGUUACUUAUUAAUGCCAUAAUAGAUUUUGUGUGUGUGUGUGUGAUGCGGAAUGUAAAGGUGCCAUGUUUCUUAAAAUGAGAGAAUGUGUUGUUUGGAUGACAUUACUAUAAUAUUUGAGUUACUUGUAUCGGUCUAACAGUAAGUGAGCAGAAGACUGAGAUGUAUUAUUUUGUGUUGUAUGUAUUUUAAGAAUUUUUUGACAUAAACAAAAUGUAUGGUAAUACUGUAAAAUAAAUUUUCUGUAGGUGCAUGGUCCCAGGCACGAAUUUGGUGCAAAAAGAUAGGCUAAAAGCACUGUUUGAACCCUUCAUUUGUCAUGUUUCAUCUCCUCUUAAUUCUCUGAAUUUAUUGUUUUGUUCUCACCACUUGAUCAUCAGGCAUUCUUGAGAAUUUUAAAAUAAAACACUAUGUAGAA
Messenger RNA from Cryptotermes secundus, 3229 nucleotides. It is a transcript of the gene Acsf3, whose product is annotated as malonate--CoA ligase ACSF3, mitochondrial. Bases 203 to 2020 code for a protein of 605 amino acids. Gene Ontology annotation, molecular function: medium-chain fatty acid-CoA ligase activity. Gene Ontology annotation, biological process: fatty acid metabolic process. The transcript is spliced from 9 exons. The record is from RefSeq and is a predicted model, not a curated record. NCBI's taxonomy places the organism in Eukaryota, Metazoa, Arthropoda, Insecta, Blattodea, Kalotermitidae.